AUACAUGACAUCCUCCGCAAAGCUGAUAUUUAAUAUCUCUACUUCACCUCCAUAAGAGGAAGAUUACACCCUGGUUAAGAUAAUUUUUGUGCAAUUAUCUCAACGAAUCAAUAAUUCAACCUUUGUCGACAAAUUGCGUCAAAGCACGUGUUUUAAACUCUAUUUAGAUCUUUGGAUCCUCAAAGGUAAAACAAUUAUUUGAACUCCAGGUGGUGCAGAAUAGGUUGGCCUCGUUAGAACUAUAAAAUGAACAAGAUCGUCAGUUUGAUUUUGCUCAUAUCUUUGACCGCACUUCAUACUGAUGCUAAGAAGACCAAGAAGGAAGAAGUAGAUACACAACAAAAGGCUCUCGAAGAAAGUAAUGAAGCCGAAGAUCCCGAAGCAGGAGCAGCCGAGUUUCCAGGCUUUGCCCUUCGUAUUCCUAUUCCUAAUUUAGGUGCUUUGGCUCACAUACGACAACAAUUGGAAAAUCUCUUCCCCGGACCGAAACAAGCGGACUAUAAACCUGGUAAGACCAAGACAACGACCACCUCGAAGAACUCGACUCAUGGUCCGUUCAAGACAUACAGUGUUACUGAGGAGACUGUGUCCACAGAUAACAAGAGCUCACCUCAUGUCUUGUCAAAGGUUUACAAGUCCAUCACAACCCUUGACAAGGACAAACUGCCCAAAGGCAAAGAUGGAAAAGUGAAUAUUCCUUCCGCUAUGGAGUUCGAUUUCGGACCUUUUGGACCGCAAUUUCACGAUGAAGGUGGCAAGGUAAGAAGCACCCUCGCAUCUCGUUUAGCCAUGGAAUUCAAAACGUUCGCUUCCUUUAAUUUUAUUUGCUAUUACUGGCAUUAUUAGAAAAUAUAAAAGAAUAAUUGAAUUUCAUUCCUUCCCGUGUACUGAUACCGAGUCUAGGUUUUGACAAAACUCAAGGUGCUCGCUAAAAUUUUCAUUUUCCUUCAGUCUCGGUUUCAUAACGUGAUGCCAGGAGUUAAACUUAACUUUUUUUCAGCGAAAUUUAUCGAUUUGAUUGAGAAUUUCACUAUAGAAUUUCAGUGAUUCAAACAAGAAUAUUUAUUUAUGAAGUGUGAAAGCACAUCCACUUACAGCUUCAGUUACUUUAAGAUAUUUACCUGUAGAUUUCAACAUGUAAAUAUGUUUUAAAAUGCCAGGCUGCUUCACUUUCCGCUUUUUCAAGUUCUCUUAAAAGAAGGGAAGAGAGAAACUACCAGCCUUAAGAAAGUAUUUUUCGACGCGUGAGGAUCAUAAACUUAAAGAGUAGAAUUCGUUUAUGAUCUCCAGACACUAACAGUGAUUUACUGGUACCAGUUGAGGAACCUGUUGCACCACAGAUAAAAUGUACAGAUGUCACUAUCUGUUACGGUAUUAAAGGAAAAUGGCCUCACGGCAGAUUGUAGUCAUUUUUUAAAAGGGAAGUAGGUAGUGGGUAGAAAAUGGAAAUGUAAAACAAAGAUGUUUGUUUAUAUCAUGGCCCUACAAAUGAUUGCUUGAAAAAUAGAUAAUGAUCACUUUUCUCCAAUUGUGGAUGGCAGGCAAUCCUGAGGUAAAUCAAUGGUCGUUGCUAAGGUGACAACCUUGACAAUAGAAUCGUUCUCGCAAAGUUUAGUAGCUCCAUCUAAGCAUUUGUAUCAAACUUUAAAUUCUAUUUUAAACUCAUUUUACAUUUCAGAAAUGCAGCGCAUCAUCUGAAUGUGGUAAUGUGGAAUACUGUGACGCGUUUUUCGGUGUGUGUAAGAAACGUUUGAGUGAUGGAGCAGCUUGCACUCAGAAGGACCAGUGUGAGGACAAGUUUCGAUGUACCUGGGGUCGCUGUAUAAAGAAUUCCGAGGAGGGUAGUUCAGGUGAGUCCUUAGUUAAAAUUGACUAAUGUUACAUGAUCACCCUUUUGGCAUUUUGAUGGGACAGAAUCACUAGGGAUAGGAGAUAUAGUGAAAGACAUGGUGGCCACGUGAUACAAACUUUGGAUCGAAAAGUCCUGGUUCGAAUUUAAGUCGGGCCAUAUUGUGUUCGUAGGUAUAUUUCUUAACUCUCAAAGAGGCCCUCCACAUUUAGGAGGAGUAUAAAUGGCAUCAGCGAACAGUCAGCUGACAAUAGUAUAACAGGGUAAUUUAGUAUUAUCAAAAAAGAGUUUAAAAGCUGAUGCGUCGAGCGUUAGCCCUUCGUCAGAGCGGUUAGAGGAAUUGUGGGUUGUGCGUGGGUUUAAAUGUAGAAAAUGGAGCUACGCUAUUGGUGGGAAUAUGGUGACGAGAAAGCAAGAAUAAAUUAAUUGAAUAAAAAGCGCUCGUUGAUACCAUGGGGAUUAAGAGUGCCGAUAACUUCUAAUGGAAAACGAUGUCACCUAAGAGGAGAAGCGAAAAGCUUCUCUCCCAGGGGCUUCAAGCGAUGGAAAACAACCUAAGCUUCGAAGUGGAUGGGCUCUGGGCAUUGGGUGUGCAAGACUGAAAGCCUCUCUGUAAUAAUUCUCAUUAAAUUAUUGAGUAGUAUAACACAACAAUGUUCCUGGCUUGGGGUCAAACCAAGAAUAUUCUAGUCUAAGCUGUUUCUAGUUGAUAACGGGUCGCCUACCGAGCCAUGUUAAAUUUUAAGAAUAGGCAGAGAGAAGAAAUGCAAGCUGGUCUCGCUGCUAAGGAGAACGGCCCCGGUGGGCCAGGGCAGAUUUUCCCACCCGCUGGCCUCUUUGUCAAAUUCCUUACUUUUUAUUACUUCUUUUCUUUUGAGUAUUUGAGUAUCUGUAGGGUUUCCAUUUUCCAAGGGAAAAAAGUUAGAAGACCCAAGAACUCAUGCUACACCUUUUAUAAUCGUUUGUAGGCACAUUCUGUGACUCGGACAGUGAUUGCCAUUCUGCGGACGAGGAACUCAGCUGCAGAGAGCAGCCGGAUAUCAGUCGUUACUUCCGUCUGUGUAUGGCCAAGUUAGGAGAAGGAGCUACUUGUGGCCACGCUGGCCUCUUUGAUUUGUUCAGACCAGCUGAGGAGGUGUCGAACUACUGCAAGAAGGGACUCGUGUGCAAGACUGUUGGGUAGGUCGAGAUCUACUUGCUACUGUAAACUUUAUGGCAAACCUUCCCCUUCGUCCUUGGUUUUUAAGAGUUGUCCUAAUUUUUUUGUGCAAAGUCUGAGCUCGGCUUAAACUCGCAGUUAGAACUGUGGGUGAGUAUCCAUGUGUAAGAAUGUUAUGGAUUUGAAAAAUAUGGACAUUCUGUAUUUUUUUUAUUUGAGGAGAGAGUUGAUUAUGAGUUGAUACUUUAAUCAAGGGAAGGCGGAAGCCGGAGUAGUUGUACCAUUGAACUCUUUUGCGGCGGGCACCUGAAGCAAGAAGGUUUACCCGAGUGGUUAGUUCGCUCCCUCGACCAAGUCCCCUCUCGAUAAAUGGUCCCCUCCUGUAAAUCCAUUCCCGUUCGGAAUGUUUUUUUUUCAUCUAACAAAUGAAGUAAAAACCAUAUUAGCUUUAAUUAACUACUCAGUUGCUAAUUAACGAACUUGUUUUAUCAAGGUUUUUUGGCCGUAAGGCUUGCAUCCGACCUGAGGAGACAAAGUCCAUCGACGAUGAAGUUUCGAAAAAGGAAAUAAAACCGAGCAAGGCCGGGAAAACAGGCAAGGAAAAGAAAAUAAAGUUUUAAACAACAAUACUCCAAUGGAAGCUACGUUAUGUUAUUAAGAAACUGGACAAGAAAUAAUUGAUUUGUAAAGAUAUUAAGUUGGAUAAAAUAAAGUAAAAAAUUGGAAACUAAAACGCUGUAUACACUGAGUCUUGAAUCAGAGUUGUGUGUCUCUUUACUUCUCUUUCGAUUACCUUUUCCGGGACUAUACAAACAAAGAAAGCGUACAAACGAACUACCAGAAAUAAACUCUACUGUGUGAG
Molecule: messenger RNA, 3870 nt
Organism: Pocillopora meandrina
Lineage: Eukaryota; Metazoa; Cnidaria; Anthozoa; Scleractinia; Pocilloporidae
Source: the annotation of a GenBank genome assembly